UCCAGAAGGAGGACACACAAGAAGUAGCACCUGGUGCAGAGCACCAAUUCCUAUUUCAUGGACGGUAGAUGCCCCGGAUGCUGUAAAAUCACCACCAUCUUUAGCCAUGCACAGAUGGUGGUUUUGUGUGUUAGCUGCUCCACUGUCCUCUGCCUGCCUGUAGGAAGAAAAGCAUGGCUUGCAGAAGGAUGCUUCUUUAGAUGGAAGCAGCAUUAAAAAAAAAAUAUCACCACCCUGAGUCAAGAGGAGUUAGAAACCAGCCAGCA
Molecule: messenger RNA, 266 nt
Organism: Manis pentadactyla (Chinese pangolin)
Lineage: Eukaryota; Metazoa; Chordata; Mammalia; Pholidota; Manidae
Product: 40S ribosomal protein S27-like
Exons: 1
Coding region: 58-216 (52 amino acids)
Biological process (GO): ribosomal small subunit assembly; translation
Cellular component (GO): cytosolic small ribosomal subunit; ribosome
Molecular function (GO): structural constituent of ribosome; RNA binding
Source: RefSeq, a predicted model, not a curated record